Centropristis striata (black sea bass) is the source of this 1555-nucleotide messenger RNA. RefSeq names its product cytosolic sulfotransferase 2-like. Gene Ontology annotation, biological process: sulfation. Bases 97 to 987 code for a protein of 296 amino acids. Gene Ontology annotation, cellular component: cytoplasm. NCBI's taxonomy places the organism in Eukaryota, Metazoa, Chordata, Actinopteri, Perciformes, Serranidae. Gene Ontology annotation, molecular function: sulfotransferase activity. The record is from RefSeq and is a predicted model, not a curated record. The transcript is spliced from 8 exons.
GUACAACCUUUUUGAAGCGAGAGGAGUGAAAAACAGUUUGCUUGUCCAGGGAAUACUACAGCAGGAGGAGUGAAAUACAGCAGAGAAACCAGCAUCAUGUCAUCUGAUCCAGUCACGUUACCACCUCGACCAGAACUGUUUGAUUUCCAUGGAGUCUCAAUGACCCACUUUUUCACAGACAACUGGGAAAACGUUCAAAAGUUUCAAGCCAGGCCAGAUGAUAUACUUAUUGCAACCUACCCCAAAGCAGGAACCACAUGGGUCUCCUACAUCCUCGACCUGCUGUAUUUUGGUCAGACAGAGCGUCAGACAUCUGUCCCGAUCUAUGAGAGAGUGCCUUUCUUGGAGGUUGUCUCCCCAUUCACUGGUCCAGGAACAGACCAGUUAGACAGCCUCCCCACCUCUCCUCGGCUCAUUAAGACUCAUUUUCCAGUCCAGUUUGUGCCGAAGUCCUUUUGGGAGCAGAACUGCAAGAUCGUCUAUGUGGCUCGCAAUGCCAAAGACAACAUGGUGUCUUUUUUUCACUUUGAUCGCAUGAACGUUGUUCAGCCAGAGCCUGGAGACUGGAGCAGCUUCUUCCAGAGAUUCUUGGACGGAAAGAUGCUUAAUGGAUCCUGGUACGACCAUGUGAACGGCUGGUGGAAGAAGAAACAGACUUAUUCCAAUCUCCACUACAUGUUCUAUGAAGAUAUGAUUGAGGAUACUGGACGGGAAAUCGACAAACUCUGCAGCUUUCUCGGUUUGUCUUGUUCUGACGAGGAGAAGAAACGAGUUACAGGUGGAGUGCAGUUUGAUAAUAUGAAGAAGGACAAGAUGGCCAACUAUUCUACAAUGGAAGUUAUGAAUUUCAAAGUUUCUCCCUUCAUGAGAAAAGGGAAAGUUGGUGACUGGAAGAACCAUUUCACUGUGGCCCAGAACGAGAAGUUUGAUGAAGACUACAAGAAAAAGAUGACGGACACCACUCUUCAGUUCCGCGAUGAAGUUUGAAGAAGACUGGACAAGCUGUGUACAUUCCUGACUGGACAUGUGCCAAUUCACUCAGGAAAGACCAGAGAAUGAAGCAAAGAUUCUAACAUAUUUUUCUUUAUAAAAUAUUAUUAUAACAGAUGGUGUGAUUAUACAGAUAAUGUGAGCUUGUCAUAGGAGAAUACAGGAUGAUUAUAACAGAUAACAUGAGAAGAUUAUAACAGAAUAUAUAUGAUGAUUAACACAGAAAUUAUACUGUAUGAGCUGUGUAUGUAAAAUGAACACUGCAAAACAAUAAAUGAGACUUUGUUUAUUAUGUCCUUUAUUUAUGUCCUCAAAGGCAUUUCACAAGAUAAAUAAGCCCAUAUGUUUUGAGUUAACGCCUGCACACUGUGUAGCCAAUUCCCAAAUGGUUUACAUAGUUUAAAAAUGCAUACAAUGUGUUCUUUUUCUCUGAGUCCAGCUCUUCUGGUAUGUUUGUCUUGGACCUUGAAUGUUCUAUUAAACUUUAUAGAUCAUGGGGCUGUUUGCUAGUUGCAGCUGAAAGGAACUGUGCCAGCUGCCUGUUAUAGAUUAACACACAUCUGUA